Messenger RNA from Diospyros lotus (date-plum), 1560 nucleotides. Its product is annotated as heparanase-like protein 2. The transcript is spliced from 9 exons. NCBI's taxonomy places the organism in Eukaryota, Viridiplantae, Streptophyta, Magnoliopsida, Ericales, Ebenaceae. Gene Ontology annotation, molecular function: beta-glucuronidase activity. The coding region runs from base 1 to 1560 and encodes 519 amino acids. Gene Ontology annotation, cellular component: membrane; plant-type cell wall. The record is from RefSeq and is a predicted model, not a curated record.
AUGAAACUGCUAGUAUAUCUUUGCCUUGUUCUUGUUCUUAAUUGUUUGCGUGUUGCAGAAUCUGCAGACACUGAAAAUGCAACAAUUACGGUUCUAGGGGUGACGCAUAUUGCUGAAACAGAAGACAGCUUCGUUUGCGCAACUUUAGAUUGGUGGCCUGAAAAUAAAUGCGAUUAUAAUCAAUGCCCAUGGGGAAAAGCUGGCAUUGGCAAUUUGGAUUUGGGAAACAAGAUCUUGUCAAAUGCUAUUAAAGCAUUCAACCCUCUUAGAAUCAGAAUAGGAGGUUCGAUUCAAGACCAGGUUGUGUACAAAGUGGGAAGAUUUGAGAAGUGCCCUAAAUGCCCCUAUUUUAAGAAGAAAAAAGAUGGUCUCUUCGGAUUUGGCCCUGGUUGCCUGUCAAUGCAAAAAUGGGAUGAGCUCAACAAUUUGUUCCAUAAAACUGGAGCCAAAAUCAUAUUUGGUUUGAACGCUCUGCGUGGGAGGAAGAAGUCCAGUGAUGGCGGCAGCCUGUGGGUCGGUGAUUGGGACCCACAAAAUGCUCGAGAUCUGAUGGCGUAUACUAUUUCAAAGGGAUAUAAGAUCGACUCAUAUGAACUUGGAAACGAGUUGUGUGGAGGUGGAGUCGCAGCAAGAGUAGAGGCUGAGCAGUAUGCCAAGGACACAAUUGCACUCCGACAACUUGUGAAUGAAUUGUACCCGGACCCUAACACAAGGCCAAAAGUCCUAGGACCAGGAGGGUUCUAUGAUAAGAAGUGGUUCGAUACUUAUCUUCAAGCCUCAGGACCGGGCGUCCUCGAUGCGGUAACUCACCAUACAUACAACCUUGGUGCAGGUGUUGAUCCCAAGCUUAUUGAUCGGGUUCAAGAUCCAUUUUAUCUUAGUGAAUGUGCUCAAACAUAUAAGGAUGCUUCAAAUUCGGUUAAAGAGUUUGGACCAUGGGCAGAUGCCUGGGUUGGUGAAGCUGGUGGCGCUUACAAUAGUGGUGGCAAAGAUGUAUCUCAUACGUUUGCUAAUGGCUUCUGGUAUUUAGAUCAACUAGGAAUGACUUCAACCUUUAACCACAAGGUGUUCUGUAGACAAGCAUUAAUCGGUGGGAACUAUGCUUUACUUAACACAACUUCCUUUAUUCCAAACCCAGAUUAUUAUGGUGCACUUCUGUGGCAUCGGCUAAUGGGAAAGAAAGUUCUUCGUGUCAAGAAUGAUGGUUCGCCAUACUUGCGGGUUUAUGCUCAUUGUUCUAAACAUAAAGGGAUUACUGUUCUAAUCAUCAACUUGUCCAAGUCAACAACAUUCCAUGUCUCGAUUGUUGAUGACAUGAACAUUUAUCCCAAAAAAGUUGGCGAGAAUUCACAAAGAGAAGAGUACCGUUUGACUCCCAAAGAUGGAAACAUUCAAAGUGAUGUUGUGUUACUGAAUGGCACUCCAUUACAGCUUAGUGACAACAUGGAUGUACCCAAGAUGAAUCCAGUGCUCGUAGAUCCCAAAACUCCAAUCGAAGUUGGUUCGAGAUCAAUUAUCUUUGCAACUUUAAAUGGAUUCAAGGCACCCACAUGUGCAUAA